Messenger RNA from Blepharisma stoltei, 357 nucleotides. NCBI's taxonomy places the organism in Eukaryota, Ciliophora, Heterotrichea, Heterotrichida, Blepharismidae. The record is from the annotation of a GenBank genome assembly.
AUGAAAGAUCAAGAGUUUUAUCCAAAAUAUAGCUUUGAAGUGAGCAGUGGAGAAGAGGCAAAUCACAAUGAUAUCAAUUUAGACGUGAAUCCAAAUUACCAAUUCCCUGAAAUGCCUAAAAAACCUUUAUUGUGUGCAUGUGCUUUACUUUUAUCUGGAAUUGUGCUAUUUGUGUUGGGGAUUGUUGAGGAAUUUACGAAUUUUGAAGAGCCUAGCAGAGGAAUUGCAUUUUGGGUGCUUGGAAGUUUAACAAUUAUUCCAGGUGGAUAUUUCUCAUUUCAGUAUUAUAAAGCUUAUAAAGCAAAAACUCCAAUUGACAGAAUGAAUAUAUUGAGAAGUAUUCCUGACAUGAACUAA